AUGGCAACGCUCCUCAAGCGCAAACGCUCCGCCGCCGAGCUCUGCCCUCCUACUGCCGACAACUCUAUGAUGGUCCUCGACGCACCGGCCCUGCACAGCCGCACCCUCAAGCGAUACCGCGACAACAGGCCGUCUGACGAGGAGGUCCAUCAGCACACCCUGGACCUCCUGUACUCGGCACAGCAGAGGCAGCAGGGCCAGCUUCAAGACCCCGUCGCCCAGCCCGAGCCCGAGGCCCAGCAGCAGCCAGCCGCGAACCCGAACUCGGACGGCCAGCAGUCGCUGCACCGCUUCUGGGACAUUGGCUCCGAGCCCAGCUCGGGCACCUCGUCGCCCGGCAUCGCGAAUCCCAGCGCGCCGCCCACCAAUUGCGACGACUGCGGCGCUGCCCUGGCUGGGAACGACGACGACAUGGAUGUGGACAGCGGCGCUGCGCAAGACACGGCGUGUGGCGCAUGCGGCAAGCACGUCUGCUUCAGCUGCUCGGUGAGCAACCUCGGCGAGCAGAAGCGCUGCCUGCAAUGCGCCGGCCGAAGGGUCUGGAUUGGUGGCAUUGGCUGGACUAAUGCUGGUGUCUCGGUUUGUUAA
This is a messenger RNA of Trichoderma virens Gv29-8, 588 nucleotides long. RefSeq lists its product as uncharacterized. The transcript has 2 exons. The coding region runs from base 1 to 588 and encodes 195 amino acids. NCBI's taxonomy places the organism in Eukaryota, Fungi, Ascomycota, Sordariomycetes, Hypocreales, Hypocreaceae. The record is from RefSeq and is a predicted model, not a curated record.